AUGUCUCCUCACAAACUAGAUGCUCCAAGCAUCAAGAUUGCCAUCGAUCGCGGUGGUACUUUCACCGACUGUCUAGGAAUUGUGGAUGGUCACGAUGAGGAGAUCGUCGUCAAAUUGCUCUCGCAGGAUCCAGCCAACUACGCCGAUGCUCCAAUUGAGGGUAUUCGACGAAUUCUGGAGCAAGCCACAGGCAAGACGUUCCCUCGGGACCAAAAGCUCACUACGGCCGACUUCUCGAAUGUGAGCAUCCGCAUGGGCACAACGGUCGCUACCAACGCCUUGCUCGAACGUAAAGGAGAACUUCACGCGCUGUUGAUCACGAAGGGGUUCAAAGAUGCUUUGCGCAUUGGAACCCAGUCUCGACCAAAACUGUUUGCGCUGAACAUCCAACGUCCUGAUGUCUUGUACGAGGACGUUGUUGAAAUUGAUGAACGCGUCACAAUUGAGGACUAUCAGCAGAAUCCCACCCCAAAUAAAGAAGCUCUACAGGGAGCUUUGCAGUCUGAUGCCUGUUUGAAAAGGGGUAUCAGUGGAGAGGUGGUACGUGUCUUGGAACCACUCGACGAGACAAGCACAAGACAGAGUCUUCAGCAACUGUACGACAAAGGCUAUCGCUCUGUUGCAGUCUGUCUGAUUCACUCAUAUACAUUCCAAGAUCAUGAGCUUGCAAUUGAAAGGAUUGCAAAGGAUAUUGGGUUCAGCCAGAUCUCCCUUUCCAGUCAGCUGCUGCCUAUGAUCAAGAUGACGUCCCGCGGUGCUUCGGCUACUGCAGAUGCAUACCUGACUCCUGUCAUCCAGCGCUAUAUUCAAGGCUUCCGUUCUGGUUUCAAAGAUGGACUCAGAUCUGCCGAUACACGCUGCGAAUUCAUGCAAAGUGAUGGUGGUCUUGCCAAUUUCGAAAAAUUCACUGGCCUUCGUGCAAUUUUGUCUGGCCCUGCAGGCGGUGUUGUGGGCUAUGCUGGUACAUCUUUUGAUGAGACAGAUAGAAAACCUGUCAUUGGAUUUGAUAUGGGCGGUACUAGUACAGAUGUUUCGAGAUACGACGGCAAGUUGGAGCACACCUUCGAGAACAACAUUUCUGGUGUGACCGUGAUGGCACCGCAAUUAGAUAUCAAUACUGUUGCCGCCGGGGGUGGAAGUAUUCUCUUCUGGCGCCAUGGGCUGUUUGCCGUUGGACCCGAGUCUGCAAGUGCUCAUCCAGGGCCCGCGUGUUACCGGAAGGGAGGUCCUCUGACGGUGACCGAUGCCAAUCUUUUCCUUGGUCGCCUGCUUCCAGCAUAUUUCCCUAAAAUCUUCGGCCCUAAUGAGAAUGAACCCUUGGAUGUUGACAUUACCCGGCAGAAGUUCACUGAGCUCGCGGCUCAGAUCAACGCCGAGACCGGACAAAGCAAGUCCCCGGAAGAGAUUGCACUGGGCUUCAUUCAGGUGGCCAAUGAGUCCAUGGCAAAGCCUAUUCGCGCCUUAACAGAGGCUCGUGGAUAUGAUACCUCGGCCCAUAACUUGGCCUGCUUUGGUGGUGCCGGUGGACAGCAUGCUUGUGCCAUUGCCUCAUCGCUAUCCAUUGGUACUGUGAUCAUUCAUCAGUUCUCUUCAAUUCUUUCUGCCUAUGGCAUGGCUCUUGCAGAUGUCGUUCAUGAAUCUCAAGAGCCGGCAUCUGGCGUGCUGGACCAAAUAGCGAUGAAAAGUGUCGCUGAACGCAUCUCUGUAUUGAAAAACAAGGUCACUACUGCAUUGACGACCGACGGAAUUGAUGAAAGUCAGAUUCAGCAUGAAGUCUACCUCAAUCUGCGAUAUCAGGGCACUGACAAUUUGUUGAUGGUGCUUGAGCCUGAACAUGGAGACUUUGUGACUGAGUUCAUCAAAGAGCACGAGCGCGAGUUCUCCUUCACAUUCCCUGGUCGCAACAUUCUCGUAGAGGAUAUCCGCGUCCGAGGUGUUGGAAAGUCAACUUCUAUUGCACCAGAGGCUCCUCAGCAAGAGCUCAAAUCGAUCGCUCGGACAUCUGUGGGCGCAGAGAAGCAAGACGAUUCAUGUUCUGUGUACUUUGCCGCGGUCGGUGAAGUUACUACUCCAGUAUUCUUCUUGGAUAAUAUGAAGCCUGGAUACGUUCUUCAGGGCCCCGCAAUGAUUAUCGACAAGACUCAAACUAUUGUCGUCGAGCCAAAUGCCAGUGCCACAAUCUUGUCCAGACAUGUAAUUUUGGAUGUCCAAUCUUCAAAAAAGCAGACUGCUGAGGCGACAGUUGUGGAUCCUAUCAAAUUAUCAAUCUUUGGUCACCGCUUCAUGUCUGUUGCUGAUCAAAUGAGCCGGAUGUUCCAAAAGACAUCUGUGUCUACAAAUAUCAAAGAGCGACUGGACUUUUCCUGUGCUGUGUUUUCGCCCGACGGCAAACUAGUUGCAAAUGCGCCGAAUGUACCGGUUCAUCUGGGAAGUAUGGAGUAUGCUGUACGGUAUCAGCAUGAGCAAUUUGGUGGAAAUCUAAAUCCGGGAGAUCAUAUUCUUACAAACCAUCCUCUUGCCGGAGGAACCCAUCUCCCCGAUAUCACCAUUGUCACUCCAGUCUGGGAUAAAGAAGGCGAAAAUAUUGUCUUCUACGUCGCCUCUCGCGGCCACCACGCUGAGAUUGGCGGUAUCGCACCCGGUUCCAUGCCCUCAGAUAGCAAGAUGCUCUACGAAGAAGGUGCAAUGACAAUGGGCUUCAAGGUAGUAUCACAAGGUCGCUUCGACGAGGACAUAGUCCGAAAGUUCCUAUAUGAUGAGCCAGCUUCAUAUCCCGGCUGCAGCGGCACACGGACAUAUAAUGAUAAUGUGUCGGAUUUGAAGGCUGCCAUUGCAGCAAACCACAAGGGCGCCCAGCUCUUGGAAGCACUGGUUGUCGAGAACACUUUGGAAGUUGUACACUUCUACAUGGACGCAAUCAAGCGCAACGCAGAGGUCGCCGUCCGCGAACUGCUCAAAUCUAUCGGCCGCAAAAACCAGGGCAUUCCUCUUCGAUUCUCCGACUUCAUGGACGAUGGCACGGAAAUUAGACUUGAGAUCCGCAUCGAUUCCGAGACUGGUUCUGCCGACUUCGACUUUACAGGCACUGGUCGGGAAACAUUCAAUUGCCUGAAUGCACCAAAAGCCAUCGCUCACUCAGCCAUCAUUUACAGCUUGCGCGCGCUGAUUGAUGUUGACAUUCCCCUCAAUCAGGGCUGCCUUGCCCCGGUCAAUGUGAUUAUUCCUUCGGGAACACUGCUCAAUCCAUCCGGUCAUGCUGCCGUCUGCGCGGGCAACCCUAUAACCUCACAGCGUAUCACGGAUGUCGUACUAGGUGCAUUCAAGGCCUGUGCUGCCUCUCAUGGCUGUUGCAACAUUAUCUCAUUCGGCAUGGGAGGUGUUGAUCCUAAGACCGGUAUUGAAGUUCCCGGCUUUGGUGUUGGUGAAACGAUCUGCGGUGGCUCAGGCGCAGGGCCGACUUGGAACGGUACUUCUGGUGUACAUGUCCACAUGACAAACACACGCAUCACAGAUGCAGAGGUAUACGAGCUGCGGUACCCGGUCAUCCUACGCAGAUUUGCAAUCCGGGAGGGAUCUGGCGGUCUUGGCCGCUUCCGCGGCGGAGACGGUGUUAUCCGUGAGUUGGAGUUCCGUAUGCCCCUCUCGGUCUCUAUGCUCAGUGAACGGCGCGUAUAUCAUCCAUAUGGCAUGGCAGGAGGUGAAUCUGGACAAGCCGGCUUGAAUCUCUACCUCAAGAAGGAGCUGGAUGGAACAGAGAGAAUGAUCAAUAUUGGCGGCAAGAUGGAACUUGAAGUUCAACCCGGAGAACGGAUUCUGAUUCAUACACCUGGAGGUGGUGGCUGGGGUAAUGCAUCUGACGAAUCGGUGGAGGGUGACAAUGAUGGAUCUCAGAGCUCUCCAAGUUUCCAACCGCGAGGCAGCGUCCAUGCAUUCAGUGUCGCUGCUGAGGCAGCAAUGUGA
Molecule: messenger RNA, 3960 nt
Organism: Penicillium paradoxum
Lineage: Eukaryota; Fungi; Ascomycota; Eurotiomycetes; Eurotiales; Aspergillaceae
Exons: 7
Coding region: 1-3960 (1319 amino acids)
Biological process (GO): glutathione metabolic process
Cellular component (GO): cytosol
Molecular function (GO): 5-oxoprolinase (ATP-hydrolyzing) activity
Source: RefSeq, a predicted model, not a curated record